GUAAUACCCUUAUCACCAUGCAAGAUACGAGGAGAACUGAUAUGAAACUACUAGAAGGAGGUGUCUUAAAAGAAGCAGAAGAGACCAUCAAAGCUGAUCAUGUCGGAAACAACCCUGAAACUGAUUCAGAUUCAGCCACUGCUCUGCAACUUUUUCUUGAUCGUAUCCCCAUUAACAAUUCAAUCCCUGGCAUUAAAAACUCACCUGUUGUGGAAUUGAAAACUGGGGAUACUGUGAAGGAUGCAAUUGAGUUUUUGUAUUCAAAGAAUGCCUUCGGUGCUCCCAUUGUUGAUGUUUUAGACCCUGAAAUCCCAUUAACCAGAUUCCCAGAUGGCUACAUUGGUUUCCUUGAUUUUGCCACCUUGGUUCUCUGGUCCCUUCAGGUAUGUAUGUGUGUGUGUGUGUGUGUGUCUGUGUGGUUAUGCUCUUUUGCAAAAUGCUAG
This is a messenger RNA of Gossypium arboreum, 443 nucleotides long. RefSeq lists its product as uncharacterized. The transcript is spliced from 2 exons. NCBI's taxonomy places the organism in Eukaryota, Viridiplantae, Streptophyta, Magnoliopsida, Malvales, Malvaceae. The record is from RefSeq and is a predicted model, not a curated record. Bases 18 to 443 code for a protein of 141 amino acids.